AUGACUACCAUCCCAGCUUCACCAUUGUCCGCUCAGCGCCUUCUCGGCAAGACGGUCUUAGUGACUGGCGCAGGAGGAUCCAUAGGGCUCGAAACAUCCGCCCGACUCCUCCUCGAGGGCGCAAACCUAUGCCUCGUCGACAUAAGUCCAGAUGCCUUAGUAGAGGCAACCAUGAAAUUGCAAGCCUUCGCCCCCGAAGACGCCUCCACGCGUAUCUUGACAAUUGCUGCCGAUGUGACCUCGGAAGCAGCCGUUGAGAGCUACACCUCAACUAGCAUCUUCGACACAACCGAGGAGAGCUACGAGCGCAUCAUGCGGGUCAACGUCAAGUCAGCAUUCUUGGGAAUCAAGCAUGCGGCUAAAGCAAUGAAGGACAGCGGCCGCGGAGGGAGUAUUAUCUUGACAUCAUCGAUUGCGGGACUGCGUGGUACACCAGGCCUGAUUCUGUACUCGGGGUCCAAGUUCGCCCUACGCGGUCUCGCCCUCACGGCCGCAUCGGAGCUGGGUCCGUUUGGAAUCCGAGUGAAUACGAUCCACCCCAGCGGUGUUAACACGCCGAUGUUCCAGGCGUCGUGGAGCCCCGAGAAGAUGGAAGAGUUGAAGAAAGGAAUGCCUCUUGGAAGAUUUGCGGAAACGACGGAUGUGGCCGGUGUCGUCAGCUUCUUGGCAGGUGAUGAUUCCAAGUUCAUGACGGGUGGGUUUCUCAAGAUUGAUGGCGGGUGCGUUAGCUUUUAG
Messenger RNA from Colletotrichum karsti, 735 nucleotides. RefSeq lists its product as uncharacterized. Gene Ontology annotation, molecular function: oxidoreductase activity. The transcript has 3 exons. The record is from RefSeq and is a predicted model, not a curated record. Lineage: Eukaryota; Fungi; Ascomycota; Sordariomycetes; Glomerellales; Glomerellaceae. Bases 1 to 735 code for a protein of 244 amino acids.